AUGCUCUCAAGGAUAUCCACAGUCUGCCUACUGGCCUUGGGCCUCGUGUCCCCGGCCCUCGCGGUGCCCGGCACCGGCACAGGCACCCGGCAAGACUACGGUGCCAAGGGUGACGGCGCGGCCGACGAUACGGACGCCAUCAACCAGGCUAUCAGCGAUGGCAACAGGUGCGGCGAGAACUGCACCUCCCAGACCACGACCCCCGCCCUCGUUUAUUUCCCGUCCGGCACGUAUGUUGUCAGCAAGCCCAUCAUCCCCUUUUACUACACGCAGCUGGUGGGUGAUGCCCUUGCCCCCCCGACUCUUAAGGCCUCCGCCGACUUUGCGGGCAUGGCCGUCAUCGACGCGGACCCGUACGACUCGACCGGUAAGAACUGGUGGACGAACCAGAACAACUUCUUCCGCCAAGUCCGCAACUUUGUCAUCGACCUGACGGGCAUGCCCGUCGAGGUUGGCGCCGGCAUUCACUGGCAGGUCGCGCAGGCGACUAGCCUACAGAACAUCGUCUUCAACAUGCGCGAGGAUGGUGGGGACGCCAACAAACAACAGGGCAUCUUCAUGGACAACGGCUCGGGUGGUUUCAUGUCGGACUUGACCUUCAACGGCGGCAAUUACGGCGGCUUUUUCGGCAACCAGCAGUUUACCACGCGCAACCUGACCUUCAACAACUGCAAGACGGCUGUCUUCAUGAACUGGAACUGGGCGUGGGUGUUCCACGAUAUUAAAAUCAACAACUGCGGUGUCGGGAUCGACAUGUCCAACGGCGGGCCUGACGGCCAGACGGUCGGGUCCGUCCUCGUCCUCGACAGCGAGUUCACGAACACGCCGGUCGGUAUCAAGACAGCCUAUGACCCCAGUUCUCCCCAUACCAACGGCACGCUUAUUCUCGAGAACGUUGACAUGACCGGCUCGGCCCAGGCCGUCUUCAACAAUGCCACGGGCGCCACGAUCCUCGAGGGGAACCAGAAGGUCAGCUUCUUCGCCCAGGGCCGGGGUUAUGGGGGUGCUGGAGGCAACUCUGGCGACGCGUUUCAGGGACCGCAGGAGGUCGUCAAGAAGCCAGCUGUACUCCUCCAGCGCGAGACCGGGAAGAUAAUCACUCGCAGCAAGCCACAGUACGAAAACGUCCCGGCGGGGGAUUUCAUCAGCAUCAAGAAGGCCGGCGCCAAGGGUGACGGCGUAACCGAUGAUAGCGACGCUAUCCAGAAGGUUUUCGACACGCUCGACUCCUCCAAGGUUAUCUUCUUCGAUCACGGCGCCUACCUCGUUACCAAGACCAUCAGAGUGCCCAAGGAAGCCCGGAUCGUCGGCGAGGUUCUGCCUAUGAUUCUGGCCGGCGGUGACAGCACGUUCAAGGACCAGGAACAACCCGCAGGCCUGUCUUCCAAGUCGGUCAAGCCCGGCGAUAUCGGCACGGUCGAGAUGUCGGACCUCAUUUUUGGCACCGCCGGCCCGCAACCCGGCGCCAUCAUGAUGGAAUGGAAUCUCAAGGCUGCCGCCGCGACCUCGGCUGCUCUCUGGGACGUGCACACGCGCAUCGGCGGGUACCGCGGCACCAACCUCGAGCUCGAGCAGUGCGCCAAGAACCCCAACGUCACCAACCCCAUCAACCCCGACUGCUUCGGCGCUUUUAUGAUGCUGCACGUCACGCCGGGCGCCGGCAUCUAUCUCGAGAACACGUGGUACUGGCACUCGGUCCUGUACAACUACCAAUUCAACAACGCCUCCAACGUCUUCCUGGGCCACAUCCAGACCGAAACCCCCUACUACCAGCCCAACCCGGACUCCACCGAGCCCUUCCCGCCCAACCCCAAAUUCGCGGACCCGGACUUCGCCACCUCCUGCGCGGACGACACCACGGGCACCUGCAAGCGCGCAUGGGGCGUGCGGGCGGUCGACUCCAAGGACAUCUUCAUUUACGGCGCGGGCCUGUACUCGUUCUUCGACAACUACGCGCAGGACUGCCUCGAGACGGAGUCGUGCCAGGCCAACAUCGCAUCGCUCGAGGGCGGCAGCGAGGUGUAUUUCUUCGGCCUCAACACCAAGGCCAGCGUCAACAUGGUCAGCAUCGAUGGCCAGAGCGCCGCGCUGGAUAGCCAGAACCGCAACACCUUUUGCGCCACGCUCGCCUGGUUCCAGCGACCCUCUUAG
Chaetomium globosum CBS 148.51 is the source of this 2151-nucleotide messenger RNA. RefSeq lists its product as uncharacterized. Gene Ontology annotation, molecular function: polygalacturonase activity. The record is from RefSeq and is a predicted model, not a curated record. Lineage: Eukaryota; Fungi; Ascomycota; Sordariomycetes; Sordariales; Chaetomiaceae. Bases 1 to 2151 code for a protein of 716 amino acids. The transcript is spliced from 3 exons.